Lytechinus pictus (painted urchin) is the source of this 6904-nucleotide messenger RNA. RefSeq names its product ADAMTS-like protein 2. Lineage: Eukaryota; Metazoa; Echinodermata; Echinoidea; Temnopleuroida; Toxopneustidae. The record is from RefSeq and is a predicted model, not a curated record. Gene Ontology annotation, biological process: extracellular matrix organization; proteolysis. Gene Ontology annotation, cellular component: extracellular matrix. The transcript is spliced from 17 exons. Gene Ontology annotation, molecular function: metalloendopeptidase activity. Bases 1 to 3273 code for a protein of 1090 amino acids.
AUGUUUCGCAGGCCAGUACCCGCGGGCAUCUUCCACUGGAGUGACUAUGGUCUCUGGACGACUUGCACGGCUUCAUGUGGGACAGGAGUCGAGGGUAGACGACGGGUUUGCCUCGAUGAAAGGAGUAACGAGGUAGCCCCUGAAAACUGUGCUGGUUAUCAAAAAGAGUAUAGACUUUGUAGAAUACAGAAUUGUCCUAAUUCGUUUGAUUUAGGAUAUCGUGCUGCUCGGUGUCAGGAGAUUGCUCCUCCUGGUGAAAGAUGGAAGGCUUACUAUCCGUCAGAAAGGGAUGGUCACAGCCCAUGUAUUCUUGCCUGCUACAACGAACAUAACCAAGGGGAGGUACGAGUCGUAGAACAUGGGGUGCCAUCGGGGACUAGGUGUGCCAGGUUCAGGAAUGGGGUUCCAGAGACGGGGGUCUGCAUCGACGGGACAUGCUGGAGCGUUGGAUGUGAUGGGUACUUGAACUCAACUAGGUAUCCAGACCGAUGCGGUGUAUGCGGCGGCGACGGGAGCUCGUGUACCUUGGUCUUCAGUGAAAUCAUCUCUGAGAAUCUACAAGUAGGCUACACUGAUUUAAUAGAAGUUCCAGUCGGUGCAACAAAUAUAAAGAUAUCCGAGAUUCGUAGUGUGAGGACUUAUUUAGCACUGAGAAAUUUCAAUGGUGAAUACUUGCUCAAUGGCAACUUCAGGAUAGAAACUGAGUUUUCAAAAUAUCUCCAGGCAGCUAGUUCUGGAAUACGCUACCAAAGAAGAAAUAUAUUCAAUGGCUUACAUUGGGAAGAAAGAGAAAUUAUCACUGCCAGGGGACCACUUAAUGAAACUCUUCAUUUACAGAUCUUCAACUUAAAAGAUGGUUCGUCAAACACCUUACAAUAUGAAUACGUUAUUCCUAUUGAGACAUCAACGCAAACACCCUCGUCUGAAAACUCUUCGCAGCCUCAUCAACGUCUAACAAACUCAACAACUAGUAUACCAAGGCACUUUGAAGCUGUAGAGUCGCUCCUAGAAACAGAAAAUAUAAAUCCUCCUUUGUAUCCUGUAAAUAUGAGUGAAAUAAAUGUAGAUGAUCCAUUGCUAUCAAAAGAGAGCUCUACAGCUAACAUUGAUGUCGUUAAUAGGACAAACAUAGACUUGAUCGAUGAGGAUAUUGGUAUUAAUGUUCGUGUAAAUGACACUACUGUGGGAAGGAAUUCAAGAACUCAAAGACCUCUAAUUCCAAUUCAACAAUCUGAAGGAGGAUUGGAGGAAUAUACACAUAGUACUGACAAAACACAUUCCAUUGGCCGUGAAGCUCAAACGAAUAGUACAUAUAACACCACGCUUGUGCGUGAUGAUGUGCGUACACAAAACACUACACGGGAUAUCAGCUUCCGAGCUCCGAUACGCCAUGUGGAAGGUCCUGUGGUUGGCCCGUGGGGUGAGGGACCGGAGGGGAUAGAUCCGGAAUGGCCCAGAGGUUGGCCAGAGAUAGCCUCACUGGAAGGGGCCGCUGAUAGAGGCCAAAUUGUCCUUGAGACGGACGGUGUUCAAACAGGCAACACUUGGCCCAAGAAUGAUGGAGUAAGGCAAGAUGGAGAGGGGCAACCAUACGGACCGCCCUAUAGAACAGAGGACUCUCCUUCACACCCUGCACACCCUUCCCAGGAGUCAAUUACUCCAGAGAUGGUUACAGUCGACCUCCAGACCGAAGAAUAUAGGCAUGCUGGUGACGUGGUCAUUGACGUGAUCAUCGACCAGCCCAUCGUCAAGCAGCAUGAGGGUGACAACAAACUCGGUUUCGAAUCUCAAGUCCCGGAAGAUCUUGACAUGUCAGAAUCUGAUUACGAUGAUUUCUUAUCUUCCGACAUCGAGAAUGGAUUGGGAUAUUCAACGAGAGCAUCGUCGACGAGGAGGUACACCACGACGACAGCACCAUCUACGACCAAUAUGAAGACAGAGAUCCAGACAACCUACGAGAUGGCCACGUUCCUCACUUCUGAUGCCAUUACAUCAAACCCCCCAACAACAACCACCACUGAGCCAAUGACUACGAUAGCUAUCACUACCCAACCCCCACCAAAAUUCUUUUGGCGAUUCACAGCAAAGAUGCCAUGUAGUGCAACUUGUGGCAGAGGCAUUAUUCGGGACUAUGCUUACUGUGUCGAUGGUGAUGAGGAGCAAGUGGACGAUACGAAAUGUGAUAUCGAUACCAAACCUGACGUCAUCGCCAAAGAGUGCACGGGAAAACCAUGCGAGCCCAGAUGGGAGGCUGGAAGUUGGAGCAAUUGCCUCGGAGACUGUGACUCCAGCUUCCGGUUUCGUACGGUCCAUUGCUGGCUCAUGAUGGGGCAGGGUCUUGAUUCUUCAGUCCCCAACGAAAGAUGUAACCAAACCACUAAACCACACAUUAAUAUGCCUUGUGAUGAAAAUGACUGUGGUCCACAGUGGAUUGUUUCUGAAUGGUCUCGGUGUUCUGAGACCUGUGGAGAAGGUCAGGAAACCCGUCGGGUGUCAUGCUCAGAAGGAAACAGAUGUGAUUCAGCAAAACGACCAGAGUCUCGAAGAUCAUGUACCACUACUCCAUGCGUCUGGGCUACUACAUCAUGGAGCCCGUGCUCAGGUACAUGUGACGUUCAAUCUCGCCGUGUGUUCUGCGUCGCAGAGGCCACCAACACCCGUGUACAGGACCGAUCCUGUGAGGGUGUCGAAAAACCUCUCUCCAUACAGAUCUGUGGUGGACGUCCCUGCCCAGCAAAGUGGGUACCCCAAACUUGGGGGCAGUGCCAGGGUGACUGUCAGAGUUCAUUCCAUAGACGAGCCGUUGUGUGUCAGGGUAUCAGUCGCUCUGGCCAGCUCAUCAUUUACCCCGAUACAUCCUGUUCGCUGAACCCUCCUGUCAAGAGGUUGCGAUGCGUUAUGCCCAACUGUCAGCAGCAGCGAAGAAGCGCGGCGGACUGGAUGACGUCGGCCUGGAAACCAUGCUCUGUCACAUGCGGUAAAGGGAUGCAAACUCGGGAGGUCAGAUGUCUUAUCGGAGGACGGCUCAGUGAUCAGUGCGAAGCGAGCUUGAGGCCGAAUUCAAGUCGGGAAUGUUUCAAACCAGCUUGUCAUUCACCUAUAGAGUCCAGAAAUGCAGCUAAUUCCCGGGAGAAUAAUUGCCAUGACAGCAAGAGUGCCGACUGUGAUCUCAUCGUUCAGGCGAAUCUCUGUCGGUUUCCACGAUAUAGCAAGCAGUGUUGCAGGUCAUGUCGGAAUGUCGCCGGACGAUCAGGGUCUCGUAGUCGAAAAUGACCUCAACACCGGCAUCAUCGUCGUGAUCGCUGACAGUCUGAUUGAACAUUUCAUUGACUUGUUGAACGGCAGUUAACCUUGAUAGUAUUGGAUUCAGAAGUCAAAAAACUUUAUUGUUGUUUGAAUAUCAAUUAUAUAAGGUGAAUCAAUCAGUCAGGACAUUUUGAACAAUCUCACCAAAGAGUUGAAGCGCCUUAGAAGACUUCCAGCUGUCAUACUUGUACCUAAUUGUAUUAAAAAUGCAAGCUACCUGGACAAGGAUUACCAAGAAGUUUACAACAGGGUUGCAUGUACCAUUUCUUGCCAUUUUCAUACCCCUAAUUGAAGAAUUGUACCUUUUGAUAACAAUUUAAUUUGGAGGUUUUUUCCAUAGAACGUGCCUUGGCAACAUACAUUACUUGAUACACCGUAAUAUUUAAGCAAACAUUAUCUUUUGACAGUUUGGCUACUCUGGAAGAAAAACCUCCAGGACAAAUGACACCGUGAACUUUGAUAUAAUGAAACAUUUUGUGAAGGAUAUUCCUUUAAGAAUUACCUUCACCGGAUUCAAGUAGUAUUGACUUAUCCAUUCUUGAGCUGUUAUUAUUAUCAUAAUAAUUUCAAUAUAACAAUAAAAAUACUUUGGUAAACAAAGACUAAAAAAGGCCUACGAAUUAUAAGUGACUGGGCAUGAAAUAGCGUCAGGAAUUCUCUUUUGUGCUUUCUGGAGAGUCUUUAGGAAUAAAAACAUACCCAAAAAGAAAAUGUUAUCUAAAUAAGAUCAGUACUCAUCUAUAAGUGGCAUUACUUUGACCAAUCGAUGUGAUUUAUUUUGUUUACAAAGAGACAUUGUUCAUAUUCCUAAAUGAAAGAUUAUGACUUAUGAAGUAUUAUUAGAAUCGCUGGGUCCAUUUUCAUAAAGACUUAUUGUAAUAACAAAUACAGAGUUUCUAUAACAAGUUUACUAUCAGCCAAUCAAAUCAAAUGAUUUUAGAAGCUUUAGACUGUUAUUGCAAAUUAGUUAUAACAUGUUUUAUAAAAUGGGUCUCGGGCCUUGGUUAAGUCAAAUCAGUGAAUGAGCAAGCCAUUAUAUAUUGCUGCGAUUCAUAUCCAACCUUUUCUCAAGCAUUUCUUGCCAUUCCUCUCUUGCCAUUUCCUUACUGAAUUGACAGUAUCCCAUGUGAGUGUAUAAUGUCAUGUCAAAGUGAGAAUCUGGUUCACAGUCUUGUAAGAAUAGAAUUCCAAUCCAAACCCACUCAAAGGUUUAUUUGUACAUAACACAACUAAUAUUGUAUUUGUUUCAGUGCUUUGAUUGAAAUGUAAUUUUUGUUUCUUUUUAUAUGCUUCCAAUUUACAACAAAAUAUAUCUAUUCCCUCAAUCAACCAUGAUCAAUCAUUUUAGCUAAGCAAGGAAGUUUGUUUUCCUUUUAUAUUUGUUUUUUUAAUUUUAUAUUAAAGGGGCUCAAUAAUCCCCUUUAAUGUAGCCCCUGCCGGGGGCUACAUAUUGUCAAAAGAGAACUGAGCUCCAAGGGCCUAUAGCAUACGAUGAAUCUUCCGUCAUAGGUCCCAUGUGUGUUGAUAUCGCAUUGGAUCCUUUCCUAACACACUGAACUGUGAAUGAUUGUCAAAGAAUAUGAUAGUUUCCUUUUUGAACCUUUACUUUAAAAAAAAAACAUUAUAAACAUUGUUUUUGUGGAAAAUAUUGUGGUUUGAAGUUGGAAAGAGUAGCGGAAAGGUAUUUAUCAUUCCAGUGGGUAUAUAUUAUCAGACUAGAAGAUCAAACUGUGGCAGCCUGAGUAAGGAUCCAUAGACUAUAUGAUUAUUUCAGGUAAUAUGCCUGUAGGCCUACUGUUCAAAGUGAAUGUGGUAUGUCAUUGGCUUUCACUGCCUAUAUCUUUACAACAGAUGGCGCUAUUUUAUUGUCCAUUUAUUUCUGAAUUAUCUUGCUUACUCUGGGAAGAACGCGAGAUUUUGAAUUUCAUGAGAGACAAAUAAAAAGAACAGAAUCGAUUCUUUUAUAGCCAGGUGAUGGGAUUGAGUUCAAUCAUGUUAUACUCUACAAUGAUUGCGAACAAAUACCUUGUAUUUAAAUAUGUAAGCUAUGUUAAGUACUUUAUAACGUGGCUGCUGUUUCGAAAGUGAAUUUCAUCAAAAAAGACAGUGGAUAUAUAAUUUUGUGUGUGCUGCAUAUUGCAUUUACAUAAUGUCUUUAUUUAGAUUAUAAAAAGCUAGAAUCAGUAUUUUAAUGCUUAAGAUACUUAAAAAUUAUUAUAUUUUCAUUGUAGAAUAUUAUAUAUGUCCAUGUCCUUGUUUUAAUGAUCCAUUUUAGUGCACAAUAAUUUGAUACAAGACUUUAUUGUUCUUAUCCAAUCUAUCUAUUGUGUGGAUUACAAGAUAGAGUAGAACAUAACAAAAAAAAUUCUUAAAUAUUGUACUUUGAUUUUGACCAGUACUUCCAAUAUCUUAUCUAUUUUUUCAUUAACAAUUCAAAUUUGUUAAGAUUGUAUUCUUUUAACUUGUUAAUAGGGCAAAGCAAAACAUUUUUGGGGAGGAAGUUUUGUUGGUGAAAUAUUUUCUCAUUGUCAUUAAAGAUCUGUUGAGAAUGUCACGAAAAUAAGGUUACAUGAUUAAUAGAGAUUAUACAUGUAAUUGGAGCAUUUUAUCUCUCCCUGUUUUUCAAUUUGUCCCAUGCAGGAGAUUCCAUUUCUUUCUCUUCCUCUUCUCCUACCCUCUUCCUCAUCCUCCUCUAACCCCUCCUUCUUCAUCAGUCUCUCUUAUCCUCUUUCUCCUCAUCCUCCCCCCUUCUUCCUCCUCCCCCUUCUUCUGUCUCAUCCUCUUUCUCCUCAUUUUCUUCUCCUUCACCUUCUCCUCCUCCUUCCCCUCCUCUAACCCCCUUCUGUCGCUUAUCAUUUUUUUCCUCCUUUUCUUCUCAUCCUCUAACCCCUUCUUUUUCUGUCUCUUAUCCUUUUUCUCCUCUUUCACUUUCUCCUUGUUGCCCUCCUUUAACCCCCUUCUUCUGUCACUUAUACUCUUUCUUCUCCUUUCCUUCUCCAUCUCUAGCCCCCUUUCUGUCUUUUUUCUAUCUCUAUCCUCUUCCUUUUUCUUCUCCUCCCCCUUCUUUUUCUGUCUCUUAUCAUCUUUCUCCUCUUCCUUCUUCUCCUCGCCUCCUCCUCUAACCCCCUUCUUCUGUCUCUUAUCCCCUUUCUCCUCUUCUUUUCUUCUCCUCCUCCCCUCUUCCUCCUCCUCCUCUAAUCCCCUUCUUCUGUCUCUUAUCCCUUUCUCUUCUCUUUUCAUCUACUUGUCCUCCUCCCCUCUUCUUCCUCUUACCCCCUUCUAAUCUGUCUCUUAUCCUCAUAUAUAUUUUUCUUUCACUACUUCUUCAUCACCUCUCUUUCUCUUGUCCAAUACCAUCUAUCUAUUUCGUAAUUUAAACAAACUACUUCCAGGAAAGCUUGGGACAUAUUUCUGAUUAAUUCCAAUCUUUGUCACGUUCGUGUUUUAAUCACCUUUUCUCCAAUUAGAAUACAAUAAUCUGAGCUAUUAUACAGGCAAGUGAGAAAAUUACAAUUAAUAUAUUAAGACACAAAAGAAGUGAUGAACUGAGUUAUACAAAAUAAAACCACCAUGUCUAUUGCAGUUUAGAACUAAGUAA